Naegleria lovaniensis is the source of this 1455-nucleotide messenger RNA. RefSeq lists its product as uncharacterized. Gene Ontology annotation, cellular component: Golgi apparatus. The record is from RefSeq and is a predicted model, not a curated record. NCBI's taxonomy places the organism in Eukaryota, Heterolobosea, Eutetramitea, Acrasida, Naegleriidae. Gene Ontology annotation, molecular function: alpha-mannosidase activity. Bases 1 to 1455 code for a protein of 484 amino acids. The transcript has 3 exons.
AUGGGAUCAUCAUUUUCAGAAAUUUUUCACUUGUCUCGGAAUCGGAGUCGAUUUUUGUGGAUCGUGGCAAUUAUUUGUUUUAUUAUUUUAUUUAUUUCAUUUGCAUUGUAUCAACAUUCAUUACUUUCUGCUAUUCGAAAAAGAUCAUCACCCCUCACAACGUUGAGUCAAUUAAAUAUUGCAAGAAAAUACAAGAUGGAACAAGAAGAAAAUAUUAUUGGAAAUGAUGAUCGGAGCCAUGACAACAACGUUCAACAUACGACAACGAACGAUGCAACCACGAGUUCAAAAUCCAAUCCUAACACUGUAGCAGAUAUUGCAACAAAAUCAAACACAGAAUUAUCACAUCCAUUCCAUCCAUACGCUCACAUCUUCUACUAUGCAUGGUAUCGAAAUGAAAAAUUUGAUGGAAAAUAUGAACAUUGGAAUCAUAAAGUGUUGCCACACUGGACCAAACACACAAAUGACCAAUAUAGUCAUUUAAUUGGAAAACCUCAUGAUCCAAACAAAUUGGAAUUGGCAACCAAUUUCUUUCCUUCAAGAGGUGCCUACUCGAGUACAGAUCGAGAAACUGUGUUAGAACAAUUCAAAGAAAUUCGUAAAGCAAACGUUCAUGUGAUUGUAUUGAGUUGGUGGGGCGUUUUUGAGGCUGAUGAAAAUGGUUCUAAUACUGAAUUAAUUACUCCUUUUAUCAUGAAAUGCGCAGAAGAGGUGGGCUUGCAAGUGAUUUUUCACAUGGAACCUUAUCCUAAAAGAAGUGCCGAAAGUAUCAAGAGAGAUGUCAUGUAUGUCAUUGACACGUAUGGAAAAUCGCCAGCGUUUUUCAGAUUCAAUGGAAAACCCCUUUUUUAUUUUUACGAUUCUUAUAUACUUUCUUCUGUGGAAUGGAGAAAAAUUUUAUCACCAGAUUCGUCACAAACACUCAGAAAUACGCCGUAUGAUGCUAUAUUUAUAGGCCUCUACCUUAACUCUGGAAUGAGAAAUACAUUGAAAGAGUCUAACUUUGAUGGAUUUUACACAUAUUUUGCUGCCGAUCGUUUCACAGAAGGUUCGACAUGCUCCAAUUGGAAAGAAAUUAAUGAAUGGGCCUCAUCCAAUCAUUUACUUUUUAUUCCUUCGGUUGCACCUGGAUACAUUGAUGAGAAAAUUAGACCAUGGAACUCGGCCAAUACAAAACCUAGAAAUGAUGGCAAGUAUUAUGAAAACAUGUUCAAUACUGCUCUGAGUUUGACUCCACUUCCAAGCUUUAUUACCAUUACUUCAUACAAUGAAUGGCAUGAAGGUACUCAAAUCGAACCUGCCAUUCCUAAAAACAUUCCCGAGUCGGAAGAUGCAUUUUCAAGAGCUGCAACGAAAUAUCUUGAUUAUUUACCUCAUGAUCCAGAAUAUUAUUUAAAGCUUACUGCAGAUUAUAUUCAGAAAUAUGUGUCACAAUUCACUACUUCGAGCAAGUAG